Messenger RNA from Urocitellus parryii (Arctic ground squirrel), 957 nucleotides. Its product is annotated as olfactory receptor 8U9. Gene Ontology annotation, molecular function: olfactory receptor activity; G protein-coupled receptor activity. Gene Ontology annotation, biological process: G protein-coupled receptor signaling pathway. The record is from RefSeq and is a predicted model, not a curated record. NCBI's taxonomy places the organism in Eukaryota, Metazoa, Chordata, Mammalia, Rodentia, Sciuridae. Gene Ontology annotation, cellular component: membrane.
AUGGCUCAGAAAAAUUGCACCCAAGUGACAGAGUUCAUUCUUGUGGGCCUCACGGAUCGCCAGGAGCUGAAGAUGCCCCUCUUUGUGACGUUCUUAUCCAUCUAUCUUUUCACUGCAGUCGGCAACCUGGGUUUGAUCGUGGUCAUUAGAACAGAUUCAAGACUCAACACACCCAUGUACUUCUUCCUUAGCAACCUGGCUUUUGUUGAUUUCUGUUACUCUUCUGUCAUMACACCCAAAAUGCUUGGGAAUUUCUUGUACCAGCAAAAUGUUAUAUCCUUCAGUGCAUGUGCUGCACAGUUAGGCUGCUUCCUGGCCUUCAUGACGGCUGAGUGCUUGUUACUGGCUUCCAUGGCUUAUGACAGAUAYGUGGCCAUAUGUAGCCCUCUGCUCUAUAUGGUGAUCAUGUCCCCAGGAGUCUGCGUUCAACUUGUAGCYGUCCCCUAUAGCUACAGCUUCCUGGUUGCACUCUUCCAUGCGGUCCUUACCUUCCGCCUGUGCUACUGCCACUCCAACACCAUCAACCAUUUCUACUGUGAUGACAUGCCCCUCCUCAGGCUCACUUGCUCCGACACCCACUYCAAACAGCUGUGGAUCUUUGUCUGUGCUGGUGUCAUGUUUAUUUCCUCCCUUCUGACUGUCUUCGUCUCCUACACGUACAUUAUUUCUGCCAUCCUGAGGAUGCGUUCAGCUGAGGGAAGACGCAAAGCUUUCUCCACGUGUGGCUCCCACGUGCUGGCAGUGACCAUAUUCUAUGGGACCCUGUUCUUCAUGUACCUACAGCCCAGCUCUAASCAUUCCCUUGACACCGAUAAAAUGGCCUCCGUCUUCUACACAGUGAUCAUCCCCAUGUUGAACCCCUUGAUCUACAGCCUCAGGAACAAGGAGGUCAAAGAGGCUCUGAAGACAAUCCUCAAGAGAAAAAUGGCUUUUAUGUUUAUGAAAUUAAGAAAGUGA